GCUGUUCCUCCCCAGGGCGGGCGCGCGAUGGCGGCUGCGAGCGCCUGCGACAGCAGCGGUGGCAGCAGCGACACGUCCAGCACGGGCGAGGAGGAACGGAUGCGGCGGCUCUUCCAGACGGGCGACGGCGACGGCGACGGGUACAUCAGCAGGAAUGACUUGCUGAUGGUCUGCCGACAGCUGAAUAUGGAGGAGUCGGUGGCCGAGAUCAUGAACCAACUGGGCACCCACGAAAACGGGAAGAUUUCCUUUCAGGACUUCACAAGGUGCCACCAGCAGCUUCUUCGAGAAAUCAGGAAGGAGGAAGUAGACCUUUCCCUGACGUCAGACAAGUCCAGAAAAAAGAAGCUGAGGGAUAGAAUCACUUCCUGGCCCACGAGCAGUGACAACAGUCUGGGUGCUUUGUCAGCAGCCAGGGAGAGCUGGGAAUAUGAUUCCGGUGCCAGGGACCUCCAGAGCCCCGACUUGCAGAGCCAGCUGCCCUUCCAGAAGCUACUGGAGUGUGGCGGAAGCUCUUUGCCUCAGCAGGCUGUCCGCCACAAGCUUCUCACACAGUCCCCGCAUUUUGGCACCUCCACAGGCGGAAGCUAUCUGGAGCUGGCCAGCACCCUCCACCUGGCAGCCCUGGCAACCCUCAAGGGAGACAUAGUAGAGCUGAAUAAACGUCUGCAGCAAACAGAGCGGGAACGAGACCUUCUGGAAAAGAAGUUGGCCAAAGCGCAGUGUGAGCAGUCACACCUCAUGAGAGAGCAUGAAGACGUCCAGGAGCGCACAACCCUUCGCUACGAGGAGCGCAUCACGGAACUCCACAGCAUCAUUGCGGAGCUGAACAAGAAGAUAGACCGCCUGCAGGGCACCACCAUCAGGGAGGAAGAUGAAUACUCAGAACUGCGGUCAGAGCUCAGCCAGAGUCAACAAGAGGUCAACGAGGACUCCAGAAGCAUGGACCAAGACCAGACCUCUGUGUCCAUCCCUGAAAACCAGUCCACUAUGGUCACUGCUGACAUGGAUAACUGCAGUGACCUGAACUCGGAAUUGCAGAGGGUGCUGACGGGGCUGGAGAGUGUGGUCUGCGGCAGGAAGAAGAGCAGCUGUAGCCUCUCGGUGGCCGAGGUGGACAGGCACAUCGAGCAGCUCACCACAGCCAGCGAGCACUGUGACUUGGCCAUUAAGACAGUUGAGGAGAUUGAGGGAGUUCUUGGUCGUGACCUUUAUCCCAACCUGGCUGAGGAGCGGUCUCGGUGGGAGAAAGAGUUGGCUGGAUUGCGGGAAGAGAAUGAAAGCCUGACUGCCAUGCUGUGUAGCAAAGAGGAGGAGCUGAACCGGACCAAGGCCACUAUGAACGCCAUCCGUGAGGAGCGGGACAGGCUCCGGAGAAGGGUCCGAGAACUCCAAACUCGACUGCAGAGUGUCCAAGCCACUGGACCUUCUAGCCCUGGUCGCCUUACUUCUGCCAAUCGGCCAAUUAACCCCAGCACUGGAGAGCUGAGCACCAGCAGCAGCAGCAAUGACAUCCCCAUCGCCAAGAUUGCUGAGAGGGUGAAGCUAUCAAAGACAAGAUCUGAAUCAUCGUCAUCUGAUCGACCAGUCCUGGGAUCCGAAAUCAGUAGCAUUGGGGUUUCCAGCAGCGUGGCAGAACACCUGGCCCACUCACUUCAGGACUGCUCCAAUAUCCAGGAAAUUUUCCAAACGCUCUACUCACAUGGAUCUGCCAUCUCCGAAAGCAAGAUUAGAGAGUUUGAGGUGGAAACAGAGCGUUUGAACAGCCGGAUCGAGCACCUCAAAUCCCAAAACGAUCUCCUCACCAUCACCCUGGAGGAGUGUAAGAGCAAUGCCGAGAGGAUGAGCAUGCUGGUGGGAAAAUACGAAUCCAACGCCACCGCGCUGAGGCUGGCCCUGCAGUACAGUGAACAGUGCAUAGAAGCCUAUGAACUCCUACUGGCACUGGCUGAGAGCGAGCAGAGCCUCAUCCUGGGGCAAUUCCGGGCAGCUGGUGUGGGCUCCUCCCCUGGAGACCAGUCAGGGGAUGAGAAUAUCACUCAGAUGCUCAAGCGGGCUCACGACUGCCGGAAAGCCGCUGAGAAUGCCGCCAAAGCCCUGCUUAUGAAGCUGGACGGCAGCUGCGGGGGAGCCUUCGCUGUGGCUGGCUGCGGCGUACAGCCCUGGGAGAGCCUGUCCUCCAACAGCCAUACCAGCACCACCAGCUCUACAGCCAGCAGCUGUGACACGGAGUUCACUAAAGAAGAUGAGCAGAGGCUGAAGGAUUAUAUCCAGCAGCUCAAGAACGACAGAGCUGCCGUCAAGCUGACCAUGCUGGAACUGGAGAGCAUCCACAUCGACCCGCUCAGCUAUGACGUCAAGCCAAGGGGCGACAGCCAGAGGCUGGACCUGGAGAAUGCCGUGCUGAUGCAGGAGCUGAUGGCCAUGAAGGAAGAGAUGGCUGAGCUGAAGGCACAGCUGUACCUGUUGGAGAAAGAGAAGAAGGCCCUGGAGCUGAAGCUGAGCACCAGGGAAGCCCAGGAGCAGGCCUAUCUGGUGCACAUCGAGCACCUCAAGUCUGAGGUGGAGGAGCAGAAGGAGCAGAGGAUGCGGUCUCUGAGCUCCACCAGCAGCAGUGGCAAAGAGAAGCCUGGCAAGGAGUGUGCUGAUGCUGCCUCCCCGGCUUUGUCUGAAGUAAGGAUGAACAGUGACAGUGAGCUGGCCACAGAGUUCGCCAGCGCCAUCCGACGGGAGAAGAAACUCAAGGCCAGAGUUCAAGAGCUGGUCAGCGCCUUGGAAAGACUCACCAAAAGCAGUGAGAUCAGACACCAGCAGUCAGCAGAGUUUGUUAAUGACCUAAAACGGGCCAACAGUAACCUGGUGGCUGCCUAUGAGAAAGCAAAGAAGAAACAUCAAAACAAGCUGAAGAAGUUGGAAUCCCAGAUGAUGGCUAUGGUGGAGCGACACGAGACCCAAGUGAGAAUGCUCAAGCAAAGAAUAGCACUGCUGGAGGAAGAGAACUCCAGGCCACAUACCAACGAAACUUCACUUUAACAGGCACUCAGGCCCCAAGGUUCCGCCCCAAGGGGCUGAACUCCAGCAGCUCUCAAGUCCUCUGCAGAGAAAGGGUUCAACGAGAAGACUGCACCUAGGUCACGGCUCCACCCUUGGCGCGAGUAGUCCGUGAUGGCACGCACCAUGGAUUGUGUCUGCACGGGCUUCAGCUGCUCCAGGCCUGGCCACGAGGGGUGCCAACAAUGGCUCCAGCCAAGUGCACAGCCAUGUCUUGUUUCAUUUUCACCACACAAGUUCUCAUGCUCUUCUCACUUGUUCCGUGUAGUGGUGGGUGGGAAUCCAGGCACUUGGUUUUAUGCGGAUUUCCAAGUCUUUUUCUUUUUUCUUUGGUUUUUCAUAGACUGGACUAUUCUCCUGAAACCUGGAUUUCUUCCUUCCUCCUCCAAGGGAAAAGUGACAGUGUUUUGUGUGUUUCCAACAUCUAGGGCUUGCGGCCCACCGCAGCAAGGCUCUGCCUUCCAGGUCCUAAGGUACCAGAUUCCUGAGAUAGUCACAUAGAGGGAUUAGUUGAGAGUGACAGACCACUGGAGGACACAGUGUCGCUGAUCACCCCAGACACACCGCAGUUUCAAACAGAGCAUCAUCACGGCUCUGUGUAGACAGUUCUGUACUGGACAAAUAAAAAACAUCUAUUUUUAUUGUACAGGCAGGGGUGGAAGCUGUUUUAAUCCCCGUCCAGCAAGAGUAAAACUUAGAAUACUCUUGAUAUAUGUAGUAAAGCCAAGGUUUUACCAGGGUUUUUUUCCUAGGACAGAAAAAAAGCAGUAUUAGCUCUUUCCCAGCCCCAGGGCACUACAGUUCCUAUUCUGAAUCAAAACUUUGCUACCUGAGCACAUAUGUAGCUGGACCCUGCCUCUCUCAGGGCAAGAGGCUUUACGUUGUUGGACAAUGAGACCCUUAAUGUUGUACAAGAUGGUUGCCACCUAUAAAUAGAGUGCCAUUGAACCUUUAGUCCCCAACAUCAUGAAGGGGAUUGGGUGAGGGAAUGGCUGACAGGCUUCCUAGUCUUUCCCUCCAGAUGCAGUGAUUUCAAGCAAAAUGGUGACCGGGAGGCAUGACCUCAGUACCUAAACUCUAGGGAGGCAUCCCAGUCAUGUUUUCUACUGUAGCUUUUACCAUUUUACCUUCUGCUGUUCAUAGAUACAAUUAAGGGACAGCCUGGCUUUUUUUCCACCUGUGGCCCCCAAGACACUCUCCAUCUGCUGUGAGAAAUAUGCUCCACUGUCAUGGUUAACUAGGGGAAGGAUGCUGUGCUUAUGACCAUGGUGAUGCUGCAGACUCCAGGCUAUGGGUGGAUCUGCUUUUAGAACGCAAAGUUCUUCAGCCUUCUGUGCAUGAGGAAGAGAUGCUCUGGCUUUCUCCUACAAUGGUUAGCCCCCAAAGCUCAACAGUCUUUCUUUCUCAGACCAGUACCAAGCUCUACUCACCCUGCGAACAGAAACAAAAAUGUGACUGGUUUGAGUCAAGGCCUGGCCCUUGAGUGUUGAUGGCUUUUUAGCCUUUUGUCAAUCCCUGUGAUCCAUUUUCUCAGUGUUCACUUUUGGGGUAAAGUUCUAUUUUGUUAUGAGGAAAAUGUGUGGAUAGAAACAUCUGCUGCCUCCCCACCACCCCAAGACUUUAAUAGAUAAAGUUAGCUUUCAGUUUUUCAGGUACCUGCAGGAAAUGUCUGCUCCCAAGCAAAUUGGGACGGGCCUGGCUGUCCUGGUUGAGGAGACCCCACAUUCCAGGUAACAGAUGAUCGCUAGGCUUCCUGCUCUGUCCAUGCAGAUACAGUCAGCAGCAUGCAUGCAGGAGGCUGAGAUGGAAGGUGAGACUGAAGCAGAGAUGGCGGUCCACCUGCUGAGCUCUGCCCCCUCCAGGUAAAAUCAGAGAACCUAUGCCUCUAGGUCCACAGUACCUCCACAAAAAAGACCCCAAAGCAGUAAUCCUACCAGGCCUUAGUCUGAGUUUCUAAGUACAUAAAUAUAUGGUGACUUGUGAAAACCAUUUGACAAGCUAAAAUGCCACGUUUUUAAAGAAGUGGGAAAGGGCCAUACAAUCUUUUCCUUUUAAUUUUCAAUCUUUGUUGGGGGUUGAAGCAGCAGGCAUUUGAUUAUGUGAAUUGUCGCACUGAUUAAAUAUAUGAUAGCAGGUGCCUGAGUAAUUUUCCUUUUUGUUUAACCUGACUCUUCCGAACAUACUCUUAAAUAGGAAAUGGUUUCCAUUAACAUGUCUAUUAUGGCUAACAAAAUCAUCUUGAUUUUAAUUUGUAUGGGGUUAAAAACCUUCGGAAUUUCCUAUCUUUGAAACCCCACCACCACCCAAAGUCUUCAGGGGUUCUCUGUAGGCAGGCACCUUUACUAAUCAAAGUCAAUUUUGGCUCCUGAAACAGUAAGCAGAGCAAAAGGUCCCGUUAGGAGCCAUUUCAAGGUUCCCUUGGACUGUAUUCUCCCAUUCUGAACUGAGGCAGACAAACCCGAGUAGGCAGCAGUCCCAUGAGACAUCUAUCCAUGGCUGGCUCUGGUCCCCUGCAACAACCCCAUGUACAAACUUGUUACAAGUCAAACUUGCCUUCCUUGUAACAGUAAGAAAGCCUCCAUCGGACUCACAACAAAGACUGUCAUGUGAUCAGACAGCUGAGGUUUAUCCUUGUCUCCUACCAUACAUACUCCAGGUCUAAAUGAGUGUCACAUGGCACCAGUGGAGGCAGAGAACUUGGACCCACUCUCACCUGCUGAUGUGGCUCAUUUCUUAAUGUGUGUGUAGCCUGAACCUGGACACUACAUUUAACAGACAUUUAGAAGUUUUUGUUAGCCAAGGUGCUUGGUUCUCUGUUCAGCCACAUGAACUUACAAGGUCUUCCUCUGAGCCUGUAGCGAAUUUUACAAGGGCUUCAGAGAACUCUAAAAUAGAACUUUGGCAUGGUUCUGUAAGGAAGAGCAGUCUAAGGCACAGCCUUAGGCUUUUAUUCAUUCUAUAAACUGUUAAAAAAAAAAAAAGGUGCUUAGUAACCUUACCACUGUAAGGGAAAUGUGAGACUAUUGGAAGUCUAGUUCCUACAUACAGACAUUACCUGAACAGGAAAAAAAAAAAAUCUUAGUUUGCUACAGGGUUGGAAUGCCUGUAUCACUGGCAUGAACUGAAAAUCACCAGGCUUCUGUAUCCACCUGUCCACUAUGCCCCACAAAAAAUUCUAUGCAACGAUAUAAAUUGUGUAAACUACAUCAGAGCUGCCAGGAACCGGGCUAUCACACUCAUGUUUUAGGUAGAGAAUAACAUCAUGGCAGUAACAGAAACAACACUCUUAUCUGUCAAAACACUUCCUUCCAUAAAUGCUUUCAAUUAUAAAUGUUUCAUUGGGAGUAUGUCAACAACAACAAAAACCCAGCACUAAGUGUACAGUGUCACCUACCGAACUACAUUUAUUUUUUUUUUAGAGCCCAACAGAACAAAUUCACUGAUGAUUAGAAUUUCUGCCCUGAUCUUCAUUAGAGUAUGGUCCUAGGGAGGGAGCGGGGCACACAAGCUUAAGUAACAUUAGUAUUUUCUUUCUGUGGUACACUGCAGCUUUUAGAACAAGAUAUAACUGCUGAAGAAAUCAGCAAUUUUGUGUUUAGCCAAUAGAACCUAAAUAACGAAGAACGACAGAACAGCACCUUGGCCACAGCUUGCAAACUCUGGUGAGCAGGCCUGGCUUGCUAUCGAAACGCCUCCGCCUUUGAAGUGUGUGCACAAUGGAAACCCCUUGUUUAUAUACAGGUCAGGUCGAAGUCCACUCUCAACCUGGUGCCUCCUAAUCUCACCUCAUUGUCGAAACACCUCUGUAUUCGUUUAGAAAUGUUUCUGUCUGCUGCCAAUGGUCUGAGAUGCUGUGACCCCAGCUAACUGAGCACGCUUGUGUAGAGGAAGACAUUUUCAUAUGCAGGCAAGCAUUACAAUUUUGGUAAUCCAGUAUAACCUUAACAUGUUAUCUGAUAUUUUGUACAUGUGUACUAAGAGGGGGAGAAAAAAAAGCUGGGUCCCAGAAUCAAGAACCAUUGUUGGAUAAGUACACCCACCACUUAGCAUUUGACCUUCCCAGUCUCUCAUCUGAUAAUACCGGAACCGCCUGCUCAUCAAACAGCAUGCAAGUUCUGUAGAGGAUUCCACCCCCAUGGAGAUGCUCUGGUUAGGUAUGGUUCUGCUCUAUCGUUCGCCCUUUCCAUGGUCAGACUCAUGUGGAAAAUGGCUGUAGAGCCCACAGUGUUCCUCUGCAGUCUUCCUGUUGGGACACCCACUUUCCAGCGCCCCCAUAACCUAAUUUUGUUAGGACCUGAUGCAAAGACUACAAAACAUGUUCACUUCUGUUUCUAAUCCGCUUUUAGACAUAUUAACUUACUUUGCAUGAAAUUUCACUUUUUUAUUAAUGGAAAAUGUGCUUUUAUACCACUUGAAUUAGAAACCCCUGCUUGAAUGUACUGUCGUUAAAGCACACGUGACUGUCUGCAUCUGUCAGUACUGUUCUGUUUGUACCCAAGUCUCAUUGUAAAGUGGCUACUAAACACUGUACUAUACCUUGUAAUUUUUUAGGCUCACUUGUAGCUUUAAAUGUUUCCAGAUGCCUUUAGUUUUAGCUGCUGUAAAAUAGCUACUUUGUGUUAUUUGAUAUAGAAUUGUUUAAAAAAAAAAAACCUCCAUUUAUUUAUACAGAGACAUUUAUAAUAUUUUACAAACGUUCUUAUAUUCUGAAUAAAUAUUUCUAAUUCCAUGAA
Messenger RNA from Peromyscus californicus insignis, 7784 nucleotides. It is a transcript of the gene Mcc, whose product is annotated as MCC regulator of WNT signaling pathway. The coding region runs from base 28 to 3033 and encodes 1001 amino acids. Gene Ontology annotation, biological process: negative regulation of canonical Wnt signaling pathway. Gene Ontology annotation, molecular function: calcium ion binding. Gene Ontology annotation, cellular component: cytoplasm. Lineage: Eukaryota; Metazoa; Chordata; Mammalia; Rodentia; Cricetidae. The record is from RefSeq and is a predicted model, not a curated record. The transcript is spliced from 19 exons.